This is a messenger RNA of Parus major (Great Tit), 4620 nucleotides long. It is a transcript of the gene DRD1, whose product is annotated as dopamine receptor D1. Bases 1473 to 2831 code for a protein of 452 amino acids. Lineage: Eukaryota; Metazoa; Chordata; Aves; Passeriformes; Paridae. Gene Ontology annotation, biological process: adenylate cyclase-activating adrenergic receptor signaling pathway; vasodilation; G protein-coupled dopamine receptor signaling pathway. The transcript has 3 exons. Gene Ontology annotation, cellular component: plasma membrane. Gene Ontology annotation, molecular function: G protein-coupled receptor activity; dopamine neurotransmitter receptor activity, coupled via Gs. The record is from RefSeq and is a predicted model, not a curated record.
UCCCCCGGUGGCGGUGCCUCUCCCCGCGGCCCCUCCCGAGCAUCGCCCAUCGCGGAGGCGCGGGGCCGGUACUCACUGUCCGCACCGAGCGCGGCUCGCAGCGCCCCGCGCGUCCCGCAGCUCGGGCAAAGUAACCCCGUCUGCGCUAAACUCCACCAGAGCCGCUCCCGGAGCCCCGCUCUGCCUCUCGCCCCGGCUUUCCGGGACGAUAUUCCCCAGGAAGGCAGGAAAAGCUGCCCAGAAGAAGCGGCGCCCGACCGAAGAUGAUAGAGGAGGCGAAGGGGGGUGGCUUUUUGCCCGCUGCGUGCCUCCAUGCCUGUCAUUCCCUUGUCUUAAUCCUUUAGAAAGGAGUCGCCAGGCAGACAGAGCGUUCCUGGAGGGGCGAUGCUGCCGAGCCCUGCCCCGGGCAGAAGGAAGCCGGGAGAUGAGCGGCCCGGGGCGGGCACCGGGAGAGUGUGAGGAGCUGCCUCCGCCUGCGCCUUUCCGAGAGGGAAAAAGCAUGGUAAGAGCUGGACUCGAUCCCUGGAGCGCAGCCCCGCUGAGCAGGAGGUGGGAUUAUUCCGGAGUAGUUAUGGAGAGCUAUAACCUGGCAGCGGAGUGUUAAAGCGACUUGUUCUUGCUGGAAGAGGAACCCACUGCGGGCAUCGCCGGCGUGGUGGCCGAGGGAAGGUCACUCGGAUCCUUCUCUUCCUCUCGCAUCUUUCUUCAUCCGUCAAACGACCGAAGAAAAACUGGUAAAUCGGCUCUUGCCAGUGUUGGGAAUACCGUGCCUUUUGCCUGGGAUGAUUUGCCCUGAUGUGCCGCCUCAACGGGAUGUACAAAGUGCGACUGGGACUGAUUCGGCCACCAAAGUUUGCAGAGUGAUCAGCAGGGGCCGUGGGAUGGAGGGAGCUGGGCACACACCAGCAGGGUCCGUCACGCACGGUCCGACGGCACAGACCUGCUGCUCCCUUGAAAACUAACUCCUGCUGGUCUAAAUCCUACUUCUCCCCCCGCCGAUUUACACUUUCAGGGAAAAAACCCCACAUGCACGAUGCAAUGCAGUGUUCCUGUGUUGGUUUUGUAGAUAAGAUUUGCUAUGCAAUUCCAAAACUAAAGCAGGAGGAGAGACGGCCCUGCGUCCCAGAGCAAACAGGGAAUCAGAGCUGAAAGAAAUAUAAAACAGUUUGAAGAAAGUGAAGAUUUGCUUUCUGAUACUACCAAGAAACAAGAGGACCGGUGCAUUUUGUAACAGGAAUGCACGGAGGAGGAAGGAUGGAGUGUUUCAUCAGUGAGACAUUUAGGGAACUAGAGAAAAGGCAUCUUUUCUAAAAUGCUUCAGUAAAUAUGAAGGGCUGCUGCAGUGGACCCUGGAAACACUCGAUCAAUAGUCUAUUUAAGUGUGAAUAGAUGCAAGCAUGGAAAAGUGAGUGCUUUGCUGUGUGUGGGGUGUGUUUGCAGAGGACGGCAGCAGAACAUUUACAGGAGAAACCAUGACUUGGAACGACACCACUAUGGACGGGGAAGGGCUGCUGGUGGAAAGGGACUCCUCUUCCUUUCGGAUCCUCACGGGCUGCUUCCUCUCGCUCCUGAUCCUCUCCACGCUGCUGGGAAACACGCUGGUCUGUGCAGCUGUCAUUAGGUUUCGCCACCUCAGGUCCAAGGUGACCAACUUCUUUGUCAUCUCCUUGGCUGUGUCAGAUCUCUUAGUGGCAGUUUUGGUCAUGCCUUGGAAAGCUGUGGCUGAGAUCGCUGGUUUCUGGCCUUUUGGUUCAUUUUGCAACAUCUGGGUGGCCUUUGAUAUUAUGUGCUCAACAGCCUCCAUCUUAAACCUCUGUGUCAUUAGUGUGGACAGAUACUGGGCCAUCUCCAGCCCAUUUAGGUACGAGAGGAAAAUGACCCCCAAGGCAGCCUUCAUCAUGAUCAGCGUGGCGUGGACUUUGUCCGUGUUGAUCUCCUUCAUCCCAGUGCAGCUGAAUUGGCACAAGGCUGCAACCACGAGCUUUUUGGACUUCAAUGCCAGUUUAGAAGGUGUAACCAUGGACAACUGUGAUUCUAGCCUAAACAGGAUGUAUGCCAUCUCCUCUUCUCUAAUUAGCUUCUACAUCCCUGUGGCCAUCAUGAUAGUAACCUACACCAGGAUAUACCGGAUUGCUCAGAAGCAAAUCCGGCGCAUCUCGGCUCUGGAGAGAGCAGCAGUGCAUGCCAAGAACUGCCAGAACCCAGGUGGCAACAGGAGCAGCAUGGACUGCCAGCAGCCAGAGAGCAACUUCAAAAUGUCCUUCAAGAGGGAAACAAAAGUGUUGAAGACUCUCUCGGUGAUCAUGGGGGUGUUUGUGUGCUGCUGGUUGCCAUUUUUUGUGUUGAACUGCAUGAUUCCCUUCUGCGAGCCCACCCAGCCAUCCAAGGGAGCAGAGGCUUUCUGCAUUAACUCCACCACCUUUGAUGUUUUUGUAUGGUUUGGAUGGGCGAAUUCUUCCCUCAACCCCAUCAUUUAUGCCUUCAAUGCUGAUUUCCGCAAGGCAUUCUCCACCCUGCUGGGCUGCUACAGGCUCUGCCCCAUGUCUGGCAAUGCCAUCGAGACUGUCAGCAUUAACAACAAUGGGGCAGUGGUUUUUUCCAGCCAACACGAGCCUAAAGGGUCCAGCCCCAAAGAGUCUAAUCUGGUUUAUCUGAUUCCACACUCAAUUAUCUGCCCGGAAGAAGAACCUCUUAAAAAGGAAGACGAGAGUGAACUGUCAAAGACCUUGGAGAAAAUGUCUCCAGCACUGUCGGGUAUCUUGGAUUAUGAAGCUGAUGUUUCUUUGGAAAAGAUCAAUCCCAUUACACAGAAUGGGCAGCAUAAAACCUGAACAGUAAGGUUUACUCAGCAAGACCUAAUGGUGUAUAUUGUAAUAAUCUUUUGGGGAAAAAAAAAAAAAGAUAUACAAGAUUUUUUUGGUAAGAACCUAAGCUCUAAGGGAGAAAAAUGCACAUUUACACCAAGCCCAGAAUUAAUUUUCCUGGCAUUCAGAGCAAAUUUAACAUUUCAAACAAUAAACAGAAAAAGAUACUGGAAAUUGGUUAUAAAAAAGGAUGAACUGUACUGUUCAUACUGAGGAAAAUCUACAAAUUUAGAUACAGUGCAGUUACAAAGAAAAUGUUGCUUCUUCUCUGUACAGAGAAACCAAUUUCUAGCUAAAAGUGAGGUAAAAGAUAAAUGUUGAGUAUUUAAAGAUUAAUGUUUACUAGAAGUUAAAAGAUUGCUGUGUCUUGUGAUAGUGGGUGUUAACAGGUCCUAAUUAAAGACUGAGGGAUUGUAAAGGUAGGUAGAUGCCUUCUUAAAAUUAUUUCUGACAAAUAAUUGAGCCUUAUAACGAGAAUGGUUAUUUUUAAAGCUUUGGGAGGUAAUAUGUUGAUACUGGUUUUAUUUAUUUAUUGUUUUAAAUUGAUAUUUUUCAUAUGUUAUAAGAGAUCUAGCUUUAUUUAUGUUAUUUAAGAUGUUUAAAUAAUGGGAUAUUUUUGAAGUGUCAUAACUGCAUUUUGACCAGUCAACCAGUCAGCACUUUAUUACAAGCUCUGAUAGUCUGGAGGGGUGGUGAGGGGAAUGGAGGAAUGUUAAAAAGCUCAGCAAGAAAUGAAGGAAUCAACAGAACUGAUGCUGUGUAGAGUUCAUUUGCUUGUGGGCUUUUUUUUAUUUUUAAGUGGGAUUUCUUUCAAAAGAUAGGACCAGAGUUGACUGAGUUGUGAAUUCUCUUCCCUUAUAGAAAUAAAAGAAAUUGCUGCUAUUUAUUUUUAAAAAGUUUCAUGUUACAGAGACUUUGCUAGAAUGUCAAGUUUGUGGAUCUGUAAAUACCUUAAAUAUGACUACAACCUUAAGAAGAGUCCGAUUUGGGAAGGAAAGCUUCUUAGAUAACAAUUCUUAGUAUAUAGUGUUUUGUAUUUAUGUAAGAUAAACAGCUUUCUCAGACUUUUCUUAUUUCAAGUCUUGGAUAUCUUUUCUGAACAAACACACUGGGUUAUAAUGGUAGGAAGGUCCUUGUUAUCCUGCAGGACCACCUGGACCCUGCUGUCUGUCUGCUCCUCUGUCACAGUCAGAAUUAAAACCUGAGGUCCCUGGUGCUUUACUCUGGGAGCUGGGAGGACAUUGCAGUUUAGUGAUUGCCAUGUCAAUACUCCAAUCAAUAAGGAAUAGUGGCCUCAUUACCAUUUUGGAUCAAAACAUUUCUAAAUACGGGUGGAACUGCACCCUCCGUCUCAAAAUCCUCCUGUGAGCUCCAAAAAAAGUUGCCAAUGUUUAAUUAAAAAAUCCUGCUACUUUUCCACUGUCCUUCCCUGCUGCUUCCCCUCUGCCAUGCCAAAAGCAAUCAGUGAGCAUUAGCAACAGGAACGUUGGGUGUUAAUAUUCAGCAGCAUUCAAAGAAAUCAAUUUCUUUUCUGAAUGGGAGAAAAUACCCUUUGGAGCAACUUUUUUCAGAACAUAUAUAUAAAAAAAAAAAGUGUUGUCAGGAAAAGAGAACUGAGAGAAAAAAAAAAUUAAAGUCUAACAAACUAUAUACAUCCUGCAUCAGGUCUGUGUAUUUAUGUAUUGUGAAUGUUUUCAUAAUUUUAUUGCCUGUAUGCUGCUUUCAUACAUAUAAUAAAAUUAUUUUGUGAACAGAA